Theileria parva strain Muguga is the source of this 1533-nucleotide messenger RNA. RefSeq lists its product as uncharacterized. The record is from RefSeq and is a predicted model, not a curated record. The transcript is spliced from 5 exons. NCBI's taxonomy places the organism in Eukaryota, Apicomplexa, Aconoidasida, Piroplasmida, Theileriidae. The coding region runs from base 1 to 1533 and encodes 510 amino acids.
AUGGAAUCCGGAUUAAUUAUCGGUAAAAGUAAAGAAUCUAGGAAAGUUCUUGAUCCCAAUCCAAAUAAAAUUGUUGAAAAUAAAAUUAAUAAACUUAUUUCAAUCAAUUCACAGCAUUUUACGGCCUUUAAUGGAAAAUUGGAAGAAAUAUUAACCUUGGAUUAUGGAAAACUAUUACCAAAUGAGUUGCUGAAAAUAUUCGAAAUAUUGAGUAAAAACCUGUACUAUAAUGAGAAGAUCUACUCGUUAGUCUUCAAAGCUGUUUUGGACAAAGUUGUUUAUUUCAACACAGAUGAGUUGAUUUCAUUGUUAACUCAUAUUAAUAGGAUUUCUGCUUUUUAUUCCUCUAAUGAUAGUAUUAAUUCCACAUCAGAUGGUACAGAACUAGUAUUAAAUAGUCCUACACACUCAAAACUAGAUGUCCAGAAAGUAAUAAAAAGAGUAUUAGAAGUUCUAGAAAAUAAGCUAAAGUAUAAAAAGGACGAUUAUUUGGGAUUAAAUAUUCUGAGCAUUAUUAAUAAAUUAUCUCAUUUUAAUUGUUGGAACUUGUCAACUUACCUAUCCACUUCUGUUCUUAACAAUAUUCUAUUAAACACCGACAAUACAAUUAAUGUAGCGGAAUGUGUAAAUAUAAUUCUGGAUAAUUGUAGUUUAAGGAUAAUUGACAUAAUUUGCUCAAAUCCACAGCUAGGUUGUGGUGAUAACAACUCAAAUUUAGAGUUAUUUAACAAUAAAAAUUUAUUAUUAUCCUAUUACUCAGCUGGAGAUUUCAGCAUUCUUCCAUUACUCACUAAUAUAGUUAAUAAUGACCAUGUUUCUGACAUUUCCAGCAGUGUAUCACCUCUGGAUUUUGGUACUUUGUCCAGUACAAUUAACAGAGUACAUAAUAUAUUACUAAAAUCAGAAGAACAACUGUAUAAUAUUGAAUCAAACUGCUUAAAUUCUCUAGUCGAGGUUUGCUUCAAGUUGUUUUAUUGCACUAAGUUUAUAAAUCUUUCACAACAGGAAGUUAUUUACGUCAAUAUAUUCAAUAGGGUCGAAAAGCAUAUAAUCCCAAAAUUGAACUUUGUAAAUCCCAAAAAUCAGUGCUACUUAGUACUCCUUUUAUCGCAAUACGUUAAUAACACCCCAACACACAUGAAUUCCUUAAAUGAACAUAUAUUUAAAGUUGUCAGAAGAAUAAACCGUAAUAUUUCAAAUCAAGCGAAUCUAUCCGUUUUGGAUAAAUUGGCAGUUUUGGAGAGUUGUUAUGAGAAGUUUGGGUAUGUAAACCAUUUUACAGCUAAAAAAUUUAUUAAUUCAACACUUUCGCAAUUCCCAAGGAACCCUGUAGAUUCGCUUCUAAUUCAGAGAACAAAAACAUUUUCAUCUAAACUUUUCUUUUACCCAUUCCUUAAACCAUCAAUUGAUUGUAAAAAUAAUGGUAAACUAUACUGUAAAUGGGACAUAAAUAGAGUGAGAACUCGUUGUAAAUUAUUUUCAACUAGUGGCAUUUUAAGUAAAAUUAAACGGUUUAAAUGUAUUCCCAUAUAA